UUUGAUUCCCACGACACUGCUCCGUGCCUCCAUCGCUUCUCUUCCCCUUUCUUUCAUUUAUAAACCAAACCCUUCUCUCUCCGUUUCACUCAUUUCUCCUUCUUCUUCUUACCAUGCCCUCUCCCCCGCACGCUGCCAUCUGAAUACCAAUAAAAGGGUAUUUUUCAAAUUCAAUCUUCACUCAAGAUCGCUUAAGCUGGGCUUCUGCAACUACAGAUAUGAGUUCAUUUACUCAUCAACGUGGGAUUUUUUCCCUCUCAAUUAUUUUCCUCCUUGCAUCUCCUUUUGCCGUAGCUCAAACACCUUCUGACUCGCAGGACCCUUAUGGUUAUGCUCGCGUUACUCCUUCCAUGGCUAUAAUCAUCGUCGUCUUAAUUGCUGCGCUCUUCUUGAUGGGGUUUUUUUCUAUUUACAUACGCCACUGCUCCAGCAGCAGUGGUGGAGCGAGCGUGCGGGCGCUAGCAAAUGGGGGUCGCUCCCGACGCGCUGCUGCUUCGCGUGGGCUUGAUCCUGCUGUGAUCGGGACAUUUCCGACUUUGGUGUACUCGGAGGUGAAGGGUCUCAAGAUAGGAAAAGGGGCGCUGGAAUGCGCGGUUUGCUUGUGUGAAUUUGAAGACGAUGAAACGCUGCGUUUAAUACCUAAAUGUGAUCAUGUGUUUCACCCUGAUUGUAUCGACCUUUGGUUAGCAUCUCACACCACGUGUCCCGUUUGUCGAGCUAAUUUGACACCCCAACCUGGUGACCCACCGCCGCAGCUCACCGAUGCGACUCCGGAAUCAGACAUCGAAGCUCAAAACGAUGCCGUAAUACAAUUGGAACCAGAAGUCUGCGACCAUAAUGAUACCGACGGAAAUGUGCUAGUGGCAGCGCCGGAGCCUGAGGUUAUGAGCGUGAACAAAACUUUGAAUAGGAACCGUACACGUGGAUCAAGAUCAGGUAGGCCGCAUAGGUUCCCACGGUCACACUCCACUGGACAUUCUCUGGUCCAACCAGGCGAGAACACCGAUCGGUUCACUCUGAGAUUGCCGACUGAGGUUAGAAAGCAGAUAAUGAAGCGGGAAUUGAACCGGACAAUGAGCAUGGUGGUGUUUUCAAGAGAGAGGAGUUCCAGGAGCGGCUAUAAACCUGGAGGCGAUGGAGGAAGCAGUAGAGGGAAGCAUAAACGGCUUGAACGGUUGGACCAGGGAGCUAAAUCGGACCGAUGGGUUUUUAGUGUUGCUCCACCUUUUUUAGCAAGAGCGUCGUCGUUUUUGACGAGAGCUUCAUCCUCUGUCAGGUCGCCAAAAGUGGCAGCCGCUGACGGAGAAGGGACUUCGGCACGACCGGUAGAGUCGGAUAAUGCGGCUGAACCAAAUCGACCUCCGGUGUGAAGGCUUUUUUUUUUUUGAAUAUGUGAAAAAUGUUUAUAUUAGUUUAUUGAUUUUUAUUAUCUUUAAUGUAUUAUAUUAAUGGAGCAAUAGGAGAGGUGUAGCGAAUUUGAGAAAGUGGAAUUCUAUUUUUGUUAAUUUGAUGAUUUA
Molecule: messenger RNA, 1517 nt
Organism: Manihot esculenta (cassava)
Lineage: Eukaryota; Viridiplantae; Streptophyta; Magnoliopsida; Malpighiales; Euphorbiaceae
Product: E3 ubiquitin-protein ligase ATL6
Exons: 1
Coding region: 219-1370 (383 amino acids)
Source: RefSeq, a predicted model, not a curated record